Molecule: messenger RNA, 3549 nt
Organism: Eremothecium cymbalariae DBVPG#7215
Lineage: Eukaryota; Fungi; Ascomycota; Saccharomycetes; Saccharomycetales; Saccharomycetaceae
Gene: NCR1
Product: sphingolipid transporter
Exons: 1
Coding region: 1-3549 (1182 amino acids)
Cellular component (GO): membrane
Source: RefSeq, a predicted model, not a curated record
AUGAUAAGGUCAACCAUACUAUGGGGCAUUUAUAUGCUUCUGAAUCUAAGUGUUUGUUAUGCCAAGCCAGAAUGUGCAAUUUAUAGUAGUUGUGGAAAGAAGAGCCUUUUUGGCGCUUCCUUACCAUGCUCCGUUAGCAAGGAGUUUACCCCUGAACCGUUAAGCAAGAAUGAUGUCAAGCUGCUUGUUGAAGUCUGUGGUAAAGAGUGGGAUGGAAUGGAUCAUCUGUGUUGUAAUAGGGAACAAAUUAUAAGUUUAAAAAAGAACUUGAAGAAAGCCAACGGUAUUAUAGCAUCCUGCCCCGCUUGUAAGAAGAACUUUCAGGAUUUAUUUUGUCAUUUUACAUGUUCACCAGACCAAAGGACUUUUAUUAAUGUUACUAAAACGCAGCAAUCGCUUCAAAAGAAGGAAAUAGUAACAGAAUUAAGCUUCUUUAUGUCGACGGAUUUUGCUUCAAUGUUUUAUGAUUCUUGUAAAGAUGUUAAAUUUUCUGCUACAAACGGUUACGCUAUGGACUUAAUUGGUGGGGGUGCAACUGACUACGAGGGAUUUUUGAAGUUUCUUGGAGAUGAGAAGCCAAUGCUCGGUGGGUCCCCUUUCCAGAUUAAUUUUGUUUAUAAUAGUUCCACUGAUGUAUACCAGGAUUUCAACGAAACAGCUUAUCUCUGUAAUGACACUACCUAUAAGUGUGCGUGCACUGAUUGUCAGGGAUCAUGCCCUAACUUGAAGGAGAUAAAAUCAGGGAGUUGCAAGGUAGCUGGUCUUCCGUGUUUCUCUUUUGGGACGUUAAUAGCCUUCGCUGCUGUAACUGUCGCAAUGGGUGUAUUUCAUGUCUACCUCUUCAACAAGAAAAAUGUAAAGUCCAUCUUGACAAACGACGAUGGAGUAUUAAACAACCUGCAGGAUAGUGAUACAAACGAUGACAGACUAUUUCACCAGUAUCCUACUACAAGGUAUGGAUUCAACGACAAAAUUUCAGAUACUAUUAAUAUCGUAGCUGAGUUUUGUGUGGAUAAACCCUAUUAUGUCGUUAUCGGAGUUGUUAUAGUUGUGUCCGCCUUGGCGUCUCUCAUUGUCUUGUUUGCUGAGUUAGAAACGGAUCCUGUAAAUUUAUGGGUUGAUAAAAACUCAAAAGAGUACCAGCAAAAACAAUAUUUUGAUGAAAAUUUCGGUCCGUUUUACAGAAUUGAACAAAUAUUUGUCGUGGAUGAAACGGAGCCAGUUCUUUCCUAUGAUCUGUUAAAGUGGUGGUUUGAGGUGGAGGACCAAAUAACCAAAAAAUUUAAAAGUAGGGACAAUAUCAGCUAUCAAGAUAUUUGUCUAAGGCCUACACCAGACUCGACGUGUGUUAUCGAGUCUUUCACUCAAUAUUUCCACGGUGACCUCCCUUCGGAAACUGAAUGGAAGGCACGUUUAAAGUCAUGCGCUGAUUAUCCUGUAAAUUGUUUGCCAACAUUCCAGCAGCCACUAAAAAGCAGUUCUUUGUUCAGUGAUAAAAACGUGCUUGAAGCGAAUGCUUUUGUCGUUACGUUACUUGUUGAUAACCAUGAGGAUCUUGCGAAGAAUUGGGAGAAGGAAUUAGUGGCAUAUUUGUUAAAUUUAAAGGUGCCUACCGGGAAAAGAAUUAGUUUCAGUACCGAGUCAUCUCUAAAUAAGGAGCUUAAAGGAAAUAGUGAUGUCGCUAUUGUGAUAAUGUCAUAUUUGCUAAUGUUUUUAUAUGUUUCUUGGGCGUUAAAGAAUAAGGCUGGGAAAAAUAGGUUCCUUUUGGGUGUUGCUGGGAUAUUAAUAGUAUUUGGAUCGGUAUUAUCUUCUGCUGGAUUACUUUCUGUGCUUGGUGUCAAAUCGACGCUAAUUAUUGCAGAGGUUAUACCUUUUCUAAUUCUCGCAAUUGGUGUUGACAACAUUUUUUUAAUUACUGCUGAGUAUGAUAGAAUCACAGAAAAUAAUUAUUCAUUGGAUGUUGCAUCAAGAAUUUUGAUGGCUGUACGCAGAAUAUCUCCUUCGGUAGUUACGUCGGUAUGCUCUCAAAUUUUAUGCUUCCUGUUAGCUUCAGUUGUACCUAUGCCAGCGGUCCGUAAUUUUGCUAUUUACUCUGCUGUGGCACUGUUCUGUAACUUCAUUCUACAGAUUACAGGAUAUGUCUCAAUAUUGACAUUAUAUGAAAUCAAAUUUGAGAAGUACCUUUCUUCUGGUAACACAAAUCGGUAUAAAUCCACUAAUCGAUUUUCUAAGAAGAUUAAACAGUCCGUUAAGAAGAGAAAAAAGAUUGUGGGCAUAUUUUCCUUAUGGGUUAUAUUUUCAAUGGUAUUUUUACCAUAUGUUCCGAUAGGAUUAGAUCAGAGAAUGGCAAUUCCUGAAAAAUCAUAUCUUUCUGACUAUUUCAGUGAUUUAUUUGAAUAUUUGAAUGUGGGACCACCGGUGUACUUCAUAUUAAGAAACUUUGACCUUACCAAGAGAACAAACCAACAAAAAAUAUGCGGUAAAUUUACUUCUUGUGAUGAAUCGUCACUUGCAAAUGUCCUAGAACAAGAAAGAUUCCGGUCAUCAAUAAGUGAACCGUUAGCAAAUUGGUUUGAUGACUUUAUGCUAUUCUUAAACCCAGAACUCGAUGAAUGCUGUCGUUUUAAAAAGGGGACCCAUGACAUUUGUCCUCCCUUUUAUUCGCGUAUGAGGUGCGAAACUUGUCUGGCUCCUGGGACAUGGGAUUACGAUAUGUCAAACUUCCCGGAGGGUAAAACGUUUAUGGAAUAUUUUAAUAUCUGGAUUAACUCGCCAAGUGAUUCUUGUCCCUUAGCUGGUAAGGCACCGUAUUCAAAAUCAAUAAUAUACAACGAUACUGCUAUCAUAUCAUCAGUGUUUAGAUCCCAACAUCAUCCUUUAAGAUCACCAGAUGACUACAUUAAGGCAACUUUGGAUGCGGAUAGAAUUACAAAUGAACUAGAUGGCUUUGACCUAUUUGCUUAUUCUCCCUUCUAUGUCUUUUUCUCUCAGUACCAAACGCUAUUACCCCUGACAAUAAAACUACUUGGGCUGUCUUUUAUCAUUGUGUUCAUGGUAUCGUUGAUUUUAGUUGGAUCAAUAGGUACCUCAAUUGUAUUGACAACAACCGUCUUUAUGAUACUAAUAGAUAUUAUGGCAUGCAUGGCUCUGUUUAAUAUACCAUUGAAUGCUGUGAGUUUGGUGAAUCUAGUAAUAUGUGUUGGAUUGGCCGUUGAAAUCUGUAUUCACAUUGCAAGGGCAUUUACUAUGGUCCCUGUAGGUGUGAAAAGUGAUUCUAUCUCCAGGUCGUCAUAUGCUAUCAGCACAGUUGGUGAGUCUGUAUGGAAAGGUAUCAUAAUGACCAAGCUAGUUGGUGUGAGUGUCUUGGGUCUAGCUAAAUCAAAAAUUUUCAAAGUAUUCUACUUUAGAAUGUGGUUAAUUUUAAUCUUGAUUGCAUCAUUACAUGCUUUGAUAUUUUUACCAGCGUUCUUGGCUAUAUUUGGAGGCAAAAGUUAUGUCGACGGUGACAGUGAAAUCAGAUUGAAUACUGAUAAUGAUGAUGAGGAUUGA